ACUGAUUUAUACCUCAUUUAUACCUCAUCCCUCACAACCACCCAGACGAAUGUCCCUAGUACGGCCUUUAGAACUCACAUGUCUUCUUCAUCCUCGUUUUUUGACUAGGAGUGGGAGGCCUACGUCACCGACUCAGACUCCGACGGUGAAGGCAGAAGCUCUUGGGCGGACAUCUUGUCACCGGAGGAGAAGGAGCGGCAGCGUCGGGAGAGGGAGGAGUCCCGCCGCGUCCUGUCGGAGCUCAAAUCUGUGCUGGGCUUCCGUGCUUCAGAGGGGGAGAGGAUGAAGAGGAAGCAGAUGCUCUUCAACGACCAAGCUGCUUUAACGCCUUCAGGUCGCACUGAGAGUUCAGAACCUGUCACAGAGGCGGCAGACACUCUGGGAUCUGUAGAAAGUGGCGAUGAAGAAGAAGAAGAAGAAGAAGAAAAAAACCACUUUUCAGAGUGCUCUGCAGGAAGCGAAGGGGAGGAAAGGGAGGAAGGAGAAGUAGGCAGGGUGGGGCCUGACCCGUCCGCAGAGCCACUGACGGAGUUCAGCUGUGGUCCGGAGAAGGAAGGGGAUUUGGGAGGGGCUUCAGUGUGCACGAGAGGAGGAGGAGGAGCGUCCGAGCUGCACCAAUACGACGGCCUGCUGGAGGGAGGGGAGGGCCACAACGGGCUGGACUGCUUCCUGGAGACCAAAGUCCCCGCUGUGUCCGUCAUGGACAGGCUGACGGAGCUCCAUGGCUCCGAGGCUCUGAGCUUCAGCUCCGCCCUCGCCGCUCAGGUGGCGGCGCGCUCACAGACGCUCAUCGCCAUGAAGGAGCAGACAUUCGGAGACGACGAUGACGAGGAUGAAGAGGAGGAUGAAGAGGAGAGCAACAGGCGAACCCCUGACAAGGACUUAAAUUAAAAAAUGCUGCUUUAUCCAAACACUGAGCAGAGACUGUAUUUAUGUCGGAUUGUCUUCUAUCGUGUUACAUUACUGUUUCUGGUGUGGAGGCAUUUCAAAUACUCCCCCAUCCGUCCAUUUUCCUGUUCAUUACCCGCUGUUAAAACUCAGGUACAAGAACUACUAAUACGAAAUAAGAUCAUCCAGUGUCAGAAGACCAGAUUGUCUAGAUGGCUUGGUGCCUUCUUCGGUAGGUGUUGAAACAAAGAUGUAGGAACAAGAUUUUCUCCAUACCCGAAAAAAGGGUGUAAUAUUAGCCUCUUUGAGAGGAGAAACGGUUUUAUUUGCUGGUUCAAAAGCAGUCCAAUCUGAGUUUCUGUCUGGACGUUGUUGGCAGGAGGCUUUGAAAGUCUGAGAUACAGUGGUACUUCUUGUGUUCACAAAGUUUGAUGAAAAUCUACAAUGUAAAACUACUUUGUUACUUGAAAAGAUCUUUAACUCCGAAUUUAACUUAAUCUAAAUGUUGCCAACAAAAUGUAGUUACAGUCUCAAAAGUACUCAUAAACCCAUUUCAAACAAACUUUAAAACAAUGUUUUUUCAGGAUUGCAAUACUUGAUUUAAUGAACUUUCUACUCCUGCAGUUUGUACACUGAAUGUUUUUGCGUGAAGAAACGCGCAGUCCAAAAUUCAAGUUCAUGAAAACGACACAAGGAAGCAGCAGGAAGUUGAAGUUGGGCUGCACAAUAUGAGGAAAAGAUGCAAUCAUUUAGUUGAAUAUUGCAAUAAUUAUAUUAAUUCCUAUAAAUAAUAAUAAAUGACUUAACUGCUAAUACGCAACAAAUUACUUGUUGAAUUAAAAAAGACAAGUAUGCAUUUUUGAAUAAAUUGAAGUCAAAGGAAAAGACACCAGUACAAAAAUAAUAGUGUUUGUAUUUUAAGGGCAGUUUUUCCCUGAUACUCUCUUUAAACUAUGCAUAGAAAUCCCUGGGGGAAUUUCGCAUAUCGUCUUUACGGCGUGUUCAUCUCCCAAAUUGUCAGUAACAAUAACAAAAAAAACUAUAUAUUGUGCAGCCCUACUCUGCUGAACUUAAUUCUUAGUCAAAUUGGAAACAAUGCUUUCCAUGUAUUCGCACUCCUUUUUUUAACACACCACUAUUGUAUUGAACUAUUAAUGAAGACAAAAAGUGUUCAGUGUUUACAGGGGCAAGCUCGGAGGAUAGACUUGUUUUGACUUGAGACUUUAUGGACUGAACGCUCUGCUGCUGUGAGGCUUAAAUUUAAAUACCUGUGGGUAUAGUAAUAAAAAAGGAGGUUGAUUUUCUCAUGUGAGGGCAAUCUUAAACUUUGUUUCAUAUGAAGAGCCUGACAGCCCUGAUGUUUCCCUCCCCACUCCUCACCCUUCCUUGUCUUUCUUGUCACCAAGUCUGCCUUGUCCUGACCCUUCCCUCACCCUCUCCUCCUCUCUCUGGGUGAGGUCGACCCCCUCCUGCAUUUUCCGAAAUGAAAUAAAAUACCAUUCUGGAAGUGUU
Molecule: messenger RNA, 2400 nt
Organism: Notothenia coriiceps (black rockcod)
Lineage: Eukaryota; Metazoa; Chordata; Actinopteri; Perciformes; Nototheniidae
Product: vezatin-like
Exons: 2
Coding region: 283-891 (202 amino acids)
Biological process (GO): cell-cell adhesion
Cellular component (GO): plasma membrane
Source: RefSeq, a predicted model, not a curated record